Messenger RNA from Humulus lupulus (European hop), 762 nucleotides. Its product is annotated as bZIP transcription factor 29-like. The record is from RefSeq and is a predicted model, not a curated record. The coding region runs from base 271 to 735 and encodes 154 amino acids. Gene Ontology annotation, molecular function: DNA-binding transcription factor activity. The transcript is spliced from 4 exons. Gene Ontology annotation, biological process: regulation of DNA-templated transcription. NCBI's taxonomy places the organism in Eukaryota, Viridiplantae, Streptophyta, Magnoliopsida, Rosales, Cannabaceae. Gene Ontology annotation, cellular component: nucleus.
AUGAUGAAUUCGAAUUGGGGCUUUUGGCUAAGGAUUAGGGUUCAUUUUUUUUCAACACCACAAAUAACAAGGAAAAAAGGAGGCGACGACAAUGGCGACGCAGGGGCUCGACUGGGUUCUUCUCGGCGACGGCAACGACGACGCAUGGGUUCGGUUGUGUUCUUCUCGGCGACGGUUGCAAGUGGUGCCAACUAGGACCUUCAAUCUCACAUCUCCGGAAAACGACCUGUUAUUGAUUUCAAUAAGAAGGACCUUGCCAAUCCCAAUAUCAUGUUGGGUCUGUUAAAGAUUCAGUGGUUGGAGAAGAGCGUAUUGCCCAGUCCUUGCAGUUUAAAUACCCGAGGAACUCUUUUACAAAGGAUACUGGCUAAUCGGCAGUCUGCUGCUCGCUCAAAGGAGAGGAAAGCUCGCUAUAUACAGGAACUUAAGCAAAAAGUUCAGACUCUUCAAACAGAAGCUACAACUCUAUCUGCCCAACUCACACUCUUCGAGGGAAUAUUGACUAGUCUUUUCCAAAGCAAUGGCAAGUACAUGUAUGACUAUGCAACUAUUUCAUAUCUUGCUGAAGUGUUCAAGGCUAAAACUCUACUUGGAUAUUUAAGAGAACCAAGAAAAUUAUAUAAGAGAACCAAUGCAACAAGAAAUUCUUCUUCAAGUUGUUGGGUAUUAUUUUCUUUCUUGCUUGUAAGAAUUAUGUACAUUGAGGAUUUGAUGUAUUAUUUACAUUGGGAAUAAUGAAUUUUUAUUGAGAAUUAUAAUAAA